Messenger RNA from Gastrolobium bilobum, 1119 nucleotides. RefSeq names its product protein HAIKU1-like. Lineage: Eukaryota; Viridiplantae; Streptophyta; Magnoliopsida; Fabales; Fabaceae. Bases 1 to 1119 code for a protein of 372 amino acids. The record is from RefSeq and is a predicted model, not a curated record. The transcript has a single exon.
AUGGAUAACUCCAAAAGCAAGCAUGACGAAAAUUUGGGUGUGAAAAAAACGGGGAAAAACAUAAGAAAGAGCCCUUUACAUCAGCCCAAUUAUAGUUAUGUUGCUAGUGGAAGAAAUCAAGAGCCUCCUUACAUUUACAACAUAAGCGUAGAUGACUUCAAGGAAUUUGUUCAGCGGGUUACUGGGUUGUCCUCACAGAAUCCUCCUCCUCCUAAACCUUGUACUAAUUUCCCAAAACCACAGCGUAUGCGGUUGCAGAAGACCAGACCUCCCCCAUUAACCCAUGUGCGACCACAAAUGUCGGUCCCUACAACCUCUCCACCAGUUCCUUACAAUAAUUACAAUAACACCUUCCAUAGCCUUGCUCAAUUUACACAAACAUCACCAAAUCCUUGGCAACCGUUACCUCCUGGGGACAUAGCUUGGACUAAUACACCUGAGUCACCCAUCUCUGCCUACAUGCGAUAUUUUCAAAAUUCUCAUUCCUCGUCAUGGGGAAACCAAGUGCAACAACAAACACAACCACAGCCAUACUCUCUUCAACCAUUGGUACCAGAAAUUGUUCAACCCUAUCCAGCGUCUUCUGCUUUAUUUACUAAUCCUCCCAUAUCAGAAAAUGGUCAGUCCUAUCCAGCUUCAGCUGCUUUAUUUCCUAAUCAUCCCAUAUUAGAAAAUGUUCAGUCCUAUCCACCUUCAUCUUCUUUAUUUCCUAAUCAUCCCAUACCAGAAAAUGUUCAAUCCUAUCCACAUUCAUCUACUUUAUUUCCUAAUCCUCCCAUGCCUAAUGCACCUAUGAUUGAUAAUGAUCCACCUGUGCUGCCGUGUAUUCCUUCCCCACAAACAAAUGGCCUUCCAAUUUUACCUUCCCCAAAUUCUCAAUCCCUCAUGCCUUCAUCAACUAGGUACAUGAAUUUCCCAUCCACUCAGUCACCUGAUCUGCUAUUGUCACCUGAUGUUCAGUUUCCAUCUCCUUUUACACCAGACUUCCCUUUCCCUCUCUUUGAUCAAUUAGGGUGUUCAGACCUUGGGGCUCAAACUGAGCUUUCUCCAGACAUGUUUCCAUUAUCUCCUAGUUCGGGACUUUUUCCAGUCACAAGUCCUAUGUGGAGAGAUGAUUAG